Molecule: messenger RNA, 1288 nt
Organism: Sphaerodactylus townsendi
Lineage: Eukaryota; Metazoa; Chordata; Lepidosauria; Squamata; Sphaerodactylidae
Gene: TCF19
Product: transcription factor 19
Exons: 2
Coding region: 83-1000 (305 amino acids)
Biological process (GO): regulation of gene expression
Cellular component (GO): nucleus
Molecular function (GO): protein binding
Source: RefSeq, a predicted model, not a curated record
UAGACUACAACCCACGGAUGCCUCUGAAGGCACUUGUUUUCAGAAAAGCCCUACCAUUAAAGGUCACUACGGUGGGUAAAACAUGCCCUUGGGAGAUUUGACCAAUCUUUGUUAUCCAACGAUCCCUCCAGGUACUUACGUCAACGCCAUCCGCAUACCUCAUGGCCAACGGACGGAUCUGAAUGAUGGAGACCUUCUGACCUUUGGCCAUCCCAACCCAGUCCCGGAGGGCUGUGCCCUGCCACCCCCACACGGCAACUCCGAGUUCUACUUCCUCUUCCAGAAAGUCCAAGUGCGACCCCAGGAUUUCGCUGCGAUCAUGGAACCAAAAGCCCCUGGGGAUUUAUCGUGUGGCUUCCGACCCGUGUUGCCUUCUGGCAACCACCGCCUCCGUCCACUGCCCCGCCUCUCGCCCACCUCUUUCUCUUGCCGCCCCAAAGCCACGCUUAUCCUGAGCUCCAUUGGCAGCCUCAGCAAACUCAAGUCACAGCCGUUCACGUUUUCCCUGGGCCAGAGUCAGUGUACGGAGCCGCCUGCCCAGCCGAGAGCCUCUCGGAAUCGCCGCAAGUCGGCUCACACACUGCUGCCGGAACUGGAGGAUGAAAUCACACGACUUGAAGAGGAGCCGCCGCCCCCGAAGAAGGAGCAGGCGUUUGGCAGAUACGUGCAUAGCCACAACCCCUUGCAGCUCCAGCAGAGGGUGACGGAGAGGAGCAGGAACUUGCAAGAGGAUGUGGGACCAAAGCUUCACGUCACACCCAGUGGGAAGCGGCGUGGUCGGCCACGGAAGAACCCUCUAGGGGGCACCUGCCAAGUUUUCUCCCAGACUCUUUCUGCAUCCGAGCCGUGUGCAGCUCCCCGUUGCCGCCUUCCCCAGGAUGAGACCGUGGAAUGGGUCCAGUGUGACGGCUGCGACGCCUGGUUCCACGUGGCCUGCGUGGGCUGCAGCUACAGCGCCGUGCAAGAGGCAGAUUUCCGCUGUGCUGCCUGCCGCUCAUAACGCACUUAGGCAACAGGGAGGAACAAUCCCCCUCUUCCCCAAAACGGAUGAGGCUGUAGCAGUGAACCCAAAUGCAACAUGUGCAUGGGUGUACCUACCAGAGCUUUUGAGAAACCACCAAGUGGGGAUACACACACUAGUGAAAAUUUUGCACAAGUGAAGAUUAGCACGAUGAGAGCAUCAAGCACACGUAAAAAGGAUAGGUCCUGUAACUGAAAUGAUUACAGGACCCCGGCAUCAUAACAGGAAUUGCUGGAGGAUUUUGCUGAAUUUAAGCGAGCCCAGUCC